CGUCAUUUUGCGUCACCUGCUUCCCCCAACUGCGCAGGCGCGGAUGGUCGCAAUUUUCUUCCCCAAAACCUCCAGCGGGCCGGAACCAGAAUUUCGGGUAACUAACUACAAAUAAUCCAUCAUCAUAAAUAUUGGAUUUGUUUUGCGCUUUGCAAGAGAUGGGUCAGUUUAAUCUGAAUUGGACUUAAAGUCACAAUAAUCAAACAAUUCACUCAAAUAUUUGUUGGGAAUAAAUGGAAAAGUAUGAAAAGCUUGCAAAAAUUGGUGAAGGAUCUUACGGAGUAUUGUUCAAAAGCAGAAACAAGGAUACAGGACAAGUUGUCGCCAUCAAGAUAUUUGUGGAGUCAGAAGAUGAUCCCUUGAUAAAGAAGAUAGCUAUGAGAGAAAUCCGCAUGUUAAAGCAAUUAAAACAUGAUAACUUAGUGAAUCUUCUUGAAGUGUUCAGGAGAAAACGUAAAUUGCAUCUGGUGCUUGAGUACUAUGAUCACACUGUGUUAAAUGAGCUGGAGAGGUAUCCCAGAGGGUUACCAGAAGCAAUGGUUAAAAACAUCAUGUGGCAAAUGCUUCAAGCUGUUAGCUUUUGCCACAAACACAAUUGUAUUCAUCGAGAUGUCAAGCCAGCAAACAUUCUGAUUACUAAACAAGGGAUUAUCAAGCUGUGUGAUUUUGGAUUUACCAGGAUGCUAAUAGAUCGCUGGGAUGAUUACGCUGACCAUGUAGCGACCCGGUGGUAUCGAGCACCUGAACUACUUGUGGGAGAAAGCCAGUAUGGGGCAGCAGUGGACAUCUGGGCUCUUGGUGCUGUCUUUGCCGAGCUUGUGUCUGGGCAGGCAUUGUGGCCCGGGAAAUCAGACCUGGACCAAAUCUACUUUAUAAUAAGGACCCUGGGUAAACUGAUCCCAAAACACGAGCAGGUAUUCCAGAGCAAUCAACGUUUCCUGGGUGUAUGUAUACCUGAGGCAGAUCCUGAGGACUUGGAACCUUUAGAAGAGAAGUUUCCAAACUUAAACCCUCAGGCCCUGCUUUUCAUGAAGAAUUGUUUGGAAAUUGAUCCGGCGGUCAGAUGUAACUGUGAAGAGUUGAUUGAAAACCCCUAUUUUGAUAUAUAUCGAGACGAAAAUGAGAAAUCCAAACAGUGGUUUGAUGGCUGGAAUCGAAAAAGGCAGCAGACCUUUUCUCCCGCAGUCAAACUGCUGCAUCAAAGCGAUUGAGGCUCCCGAUGUUGAAGCCCCCCGCCGGGCGAUGGAAGAUCCCGCGGCCGAUUUUAAGCCACACCGGGCGAUGAAAGGCCCCGCGAGCGUGCCGAUUCAAGCCUUACGAUUUGCUGGAUCUCCCGAAAAUCGGUCACCGAUAGGGGCCUGCGAGCUCCCUAUGUCACAGUCCACAGGGCCCGCACCGAAGCCUCCGAAGUCGGGUCGCAGCCGCAGCGCUACCACAGCCUCCAAAGUCAGCCAACUGCGCGAUGGUAAGUCCACAGGCUCUGCGUCCAGAGCCCUCAAGGUCGAUUCCACUUGCAGGAUGCCAGCUCCUCGAUGUUAGGCCACAGCGCGAAUACGAAUACGAUGUUAGGCCACAUACGACUCGUAAAAGGUUGCAUCUCCGUUGAAGAACGAGUUGAAAACGUUCCCCCACCCUCCCCCACAUAAUACACAACUAAAAAUAGAUUAUAAUAUACAUCUAACUUUAACAAUAAGACAGAAGAAAAAAAAGACAGACGGACUGCAGGCGAGUCAACAUUGCCAAGGCAAAAGAGACAAAGGAGCCAUGGCAAAAUUGCAUGAUGAAACAUUUUAAAUAAACAUGAAUGGAAUUUGAGUUUGUUAUUAUCUUAAAAUUACAAAGUGUGCUUUUACUUCUGUGUUUGUGAUGGUAUUUUCCAGGUAAGAAAGUAAGUGUUGCGUAUGUGACGAGUGUAUGCCGGAGGCUUGCUUGUCCAGAACGCUUGAGAGACUCCGUGGGUCACACACUUUGACCUUUUGACCUAUCAUGAAAUCACUCUAUACGAUACAAUAGAACUUUAUUCAUCCCCGGAGGAAAAUUGGUCUGGAAUUUGUUUACGUGCAAGGUCUUAUUUUAAUUCAACCUCCUAGAAUUCUUGCAAUCUCUCCAAAUCACCAUGUGAUGAAGUUGGAAAUUAUCCCCAUGACUGCUGACCGGGAUUCUGGGGAGUAAUCUGGGCGAAAGGAAUUUAUUUUGUAACCAGAGGAUGUCAGAUCUAGGUGUGCCCUUUAAAUUCGAAGAGAAUAUCCCCAUGGGGCGGUUGUAAAGAUCUAAGGUUGAGUUGGUUCAAACGCUCUACAGCCUGAACUUUAGUAUUAUUCCAUGAAUAAUGAAUUAUGAUUUUAACCACUCCCCUGACCUCUCCUAUACUUUAAAGAUUGGAUGUAACCAAGGCAUUAAAAUCGAGGACGACAGCAGACAUGAUGUGCACUUCUGCGAUAUUUAUUAGUUUGUUCUAUUAUUUUUUU
Molecule: messenger RNA, 2468 nt
Organism: Leucoraja erinaceus (little skate)
Lineage: Eukaryota; Metazoa; Chordata; Chondrichthyes; Rajiformes; Rajidae
Product: cyclin-dependent kinase-like 4
Exons: 10
Coding region: 234-1211 (325 amino acids)
Biological process (GO): protein phosphorylation
Cellular component (GO): nucleus
Molecular function (GO): cyclin-dependent protein serine/threonine kinase activity; ATP binding
Source: RefSeq, a predicted model, not a curated record